Molecule: messenger RNA, 1974 nt
Organism: Rana temporaria (common frog)
Lineage: Eukaryota; Metazoa; Chordata; Amphibia; Anura; Ranidae
Product: E3 ubiquitin/ISG15 ligase TRIM25-like
Exons: 1
Coding region: 26-1768 (580 amino acids)
Molecular function (GO): protein binding; zinc ion binding
Source: RefSeq, a predicted model, not a curated record
UAAUUUCUCUCUUCCGCUCUCAGGAAUGGCGUCUGCUGAUCUGAGGAAGGAGCUGGAAUGUUCCGUCUGUCUGAACAUUUAUACAAAUCCUGUAACCCUGAAAUGUGGGCACAACUUCUGCCAGGACUGUAUUGGCCGUGUGUUGGAUACACAGGAGUGGUCUGGAGGUUAUUUCUGUCCUGAUUGUAGAGAAGAGUUCCUGGAUCGCCCUGCACUGCGGAGGAACAUAACGCUGUGUAACAUAGUGGAGAAUUUCCUGUCUGCUCAGCCAGAUCAGGAGGCGCGCGGAGUCUUCUGUACUUACUGUAUUCACUCUCCUGUACCUGCUGUAAAAUUUUGUCUGUUGUGUGAAGCUUCUCUGUGUGACAAACACCUGAAAGUCCACAGCAAGUCACCAGAACACGUCUUAUGUGACCCCACCACUUCCCUGGAGAACAGGAAAUGCUCCGUCCAUAAGAAGAUCCUGGAGUAUUACUGCACUGAGGACUCAACCUGUAUCUGUGUGUCCUGCACUUUGGUCGGAGAACAUCGGGGACACCAGGUGGAGACUCUGGAUGAAGCCUCUGAGAUGAAGAAGAAAAAACUGAGGAAUGUUCUGCAGAAACUGGUGAUAGAGAGAGAGGAGACAAAGAAAAGGGUCAAGAGUCUGCAGGAACGCAUGAGGAAAGUACUCGGAAAAGCAGAUGAUCAGACAGAGAGAGUCACUGUCCUGCUCAGAGACCUCAGGAGACGUCUGGAAGACCUGGAGAAGAGAGUCCUGAGUGAGAUCUCCGGGCAGGCACAGAGGGUCUCUCAAUUACUGUCUGAUAUGAUCCAACAGCUGGAAAUAAAGAAGGAGGAGCUGUCCAGGAAGAUGGAGGACAUUGAGGAGAUGUGUAACAUGAAGGACCCACUGACUGUCCUACAGAAAUCAGACACAGGUGACUUGUGUGAUACUGAGGAUGGAGAUGAUGAGGACAGAGAGAGACAUGAUAUACUCCUCCAUGAUGGAGUGGAUCUGGAUGUGGUGGGGAUCUCACACACAUUACACACAGGUUUAUCUGAUAUCAUGUCUGAGGUAAAUGUACAGAAAUGUUCAGACACACAUGUCUCUCCACAUUCUGCUACACAGGGCAAAGGUCACAUCAAUGAUGAGUCCUCCAGGAGACAUGCCCAACCCUCCCCCACCAUACAACACUCACACCUCCAGCCUGGACGACCAAAUAUUUGGGCUGUACAGCAAACAUCAGGGUUGUCGGUGGUUACAGACAUAUUACUGGAUGUGAGCACAGCUGCUAAUGAUCUUCAUAUAUCAGAUGACAGGAAAACUGCUUCCUUCUCAUCAUCACCUCAGAAUCGCCCAGAAACACCAGAGAGAUUUCGGUGUAAUCAGGUGAUGAGCAGUCAGAGUUUCUCCUCAGGGAGACAUUGCUGGGAAGUGGAUGUUGGAGGGUCAGAUCGGUGGAUAGUCGGGAUGUGUUACCCCAGUAUAGACAGGAGAGGAGGUCAGACACAAGUUGGAUAUAAUAGUAAGUCCUGGGGUUUGGAGAGGCUGUGGGAUAAUACGCACUUAUUGAUAGACAACAGAAAUGAGAUCCGAUUACCCGGCAAUCUCUUCAGUUCCAGAAUCAGGAUAGAUCUGGAUUAUGAGGCCGGGCGGAUGACUUUUUAUGAUCUGUGUGACCCGGCCCGACAUAUCCACACGUUCCUCACCAUCUUCACUGAACCCCUCCAUGCUGUGUUCCAUGUAGGGAGUGGUUUUAUAAAUGUAUCUGGGGAGGGGUAUUAGUGUGAGAAAUCUGCCCAGAGAUUGUGACAUCACAAGGCAGAGAAUCUAAUUGGUGAAAUACUCCAAUAGGAGGAAGCAUUAGACGAGAACAGCCGUCACUGAUUUAUUUAUAAAGCUGCAGGGUCUGUGGCUUUCAUUUUCAUCCUAAGACUCCCAUACACACUAUACAGCUUUGUGAUGUCUGCUUUCCUUUAGAUUUACCAAAA